UUCAAUGAAGCAUAGUAACUGUGCAUCUGUUAAGAGAUUAUUUUGAGAUUAUAUAUACUUAUGUAUGUUUUUGAAAAACUAGAUGAGCAGCAACAGUAAUAAGAGAGCACCGACGACAGCUACGCAGAGACUUAAACAAGACUACCUUCGAAUUAAGAAAGAUCCAGUGCCUUAUAUCUGUGCAGAACCCCUCCCAUCUAACAUUCUUGAAUGGCACUAUGUUGUACGGGGACCUGAAAUGACUCCAUAUGAAGGUGGCUAUUAUCAUGGGAAACUAAUAUUCCCCAGAGAAUUUCCUUUUAAACCUCCUAGUAUUUAUAUGAUUACUCCUAAUGGAAGGUUUAAGUGUAAUACAAGGUUGUGUCUUUCAAUCACUGAUUUCCACCCUGAUACAUGGAAUCCAGCUUGGUCAGUCUCAACGAUCUUGACGGGCCUUCUUAGUUUUAUGGUGGAAAAGGGCCCCACACUGGGCAGCAUAGAGACCUCAGAGUUCACAAAAAGACAGCUUGCUGCACAAAGCUUAGCAUUUAAUUUAAAAGAUAAAGUCUUCUGUGAACUCUUCCCUGAAGUGGUGGAGGAGAUUAAACAAAAACAGAAAGCACAAGAAGACCUCAGUAACAGACCUCCAUCCCUUCCUUUACCUGAUGUUGUUCCGGAUGGGGAAGCACACUACGGUCAAAAUGGAAUUCCCCUUCUUAAUGGGCAUGUACAAUUGGCACCUGCCAAUCAUCCAGGUCUCCAACAGGCCAAUCGUAACCAUGGACUCUUAGGAGGAGCUUUGGCGAACUUGUUUGUUAUAGUUGGUUUUGCAGCCUUUGCCUACACAGUCAAGUAUGUACUGAGAAGCAUAGCACAAGAAUGAGGAGUAUAGCAGAAAUUCAAGACCAAAAUAGUGAUAGUUGCAGAAUAAGUGGGACUCUUUGGGCAUCUGACUUUGGUACUGGGAUAAAUAUUUGUACUACCAAGUUGCAAGUAAAACAUUGGUUGGCUCAUGGGUUAAGUUUGGAAAGUGGAGUAGGCUCAGUUAGUCGGAAAACUAAAAGAUGUUCUGCUCACAGAUCCUGUUGUCCUUGCUACUGUUCAGUAGUGGCUCACGAACAAGUCAAAGCAUUAUUGAUGAGAAGCUAGCAUUACUAAUGCUUUGAUUUUUAUAGCAUUUCUCUGUUCUGUUAUUUGAAAUUUGAAAAUCUUAAGCAAAUAAGGCUUUUUACUAGAUUGAACAAUUUUUAAAAUUUCACACUUGAUGCAUAUCAUAUUUUAGUUUCAUUAGCAAAGAGUCUGUACAAGGUUUGAAAUGAGUAAAGUGGAGACUUAGUGAGGGUCUGGUUAAUGUGAGCAUUGAUGCUACAGAAGAUAGCUGAUUUCUUUUAUAAAAUAGAAUGAACGUCAUUGCAUAUCUAGUCAGUAGUGAUUAGAUCAGUGGGAAAGUAACACCAUGUGUGUUAAAUGUGUUGUCUAAAUUGUCACAAUAUAAUUUAAGAAGGUUUUAUUUGGGCUACAAGAAGUGCAGUUGUCGUCCUUUAGGAAACAAUUAGCCGGAAAAGAUAUUUGAAUCAGUCUUAGUGGGGAUACUGAUACUUAAUAUUGUUUUGGAUUUGUUCACUUAGUUACAUAUUUCCAUUUUGGGAAAUGUUAUAUUUUAAAACUGUAAUACUUUAUUUUGAACACAAGGUGCCACUGUUUAAAAAUAAUAAAUCUGCACAGAACAAUGAAAAGUUAAUUAUAUUUUCGGAAGAAACUUCUCUGGAUUUCUUGGGCUUUAGUAAAUGAAAAUACAGUAGCCUUUGUGGAGCUAAAAAGACAAAUGUGGCAGAAUACCGAACCAGAUUCUUCAAAAUCAGCUGAAUUCAUCUGAAGUGCCACUAGCUGAAGUGAACUGCUUAGAAUUAGUAUUGCUUACUUUGCUUGAAAAUUUGGGUAAACUGUUUAAAAAAAACAAAAAACAACUCUUUCUAUUUUGCCUGACUUCCCAGAAGCUUUUGGCUUCUAAAUUAAGUUUCUCUCUGUUCCCCUUCAGAUGAUGGAUGACUGAAAUGUCAGUGUUUGUUCCUGAGGUUACGUGAUUGUGGAUAAACACUAAGAAACCUAGUGCAGUUUGACAGUCUGAAGUUACUUUUCCAACUCAGUUCCCCCCCUCCCCCCCGCUUAGUUUUAUCCAAAUGCUUUGACUUAUCAGAGGCAAACUUACUGUGCCUUUCAUAAUUAACAGUGAUGUCUAGUCGUCUGGGGAAGAAUGCCCUCACUGUUAAUGAUCUAACAAACUGUAAAAGGUGGUAGCAGGGUAAAAAGCUCUGCCUCUAACUGCAUAUUCUUUGUUAAAUGUUGUGAAGAGCCCAAUAAAUAUUACCUCAUGUAUUUAAGAAAUUUUUUGAAGCUGUUUUAUUUUCCCUUUCAGAUUUGCUUCAUUGCUCUGCUUCUCCUUGGUAUCUUGAAUUGUAAGGAAAAAAAACCCUGUGGUAAACCCAUGAGCCAUGUAGCUUAGAGCCUCAAUAAAUAAAUACUGUGACCAAUUCUCUGCAAUAGGUAGGAAUUAUCAAAGCUAAUGGAACAGCCCUAUACUAAAGAAAUCUUAAGGCAGAUCUUACUGAGGUAAGGAAGGGAAGAAGGAAAUGGGAUGCAUGGAGGCAGAAUGUGGAAAAGUCUGUAUUUUAAAAUGUAUAAAUUUUGGCUUUUUGAUUUUGUGGUUUUGAUCUAAUCUUAUUUAUAAUUGCUCUUUAAUUUGCCUCUUGUAUGUGCUCAAGCAACUCUCUUAAGAGAAGCACCAGUUGUAUCUGUGUCCAAAAACAGUUAUGUUCUGUCAGUCUGGGGAUGCAUGGGAGGGAAAGGGGAAUGUCAUGUCUUUCCUGGAGUGAUAGAAUUUUCAAGAUGGCUUGUAAGACUGAUAUAUUUAUUUAUUUUUCUUCUUCAAAGCAUAAAAGCCUGUAGCUGGGGCUGCUAUGCCUUAUAGAGCUUAGAAUCUUUCAAACAUGUUUGUGUUCUCACAAUGCCUUUUUCUAUCAUUGCCUACAGAUAGAAGUUUACAAGUAGUUAUCUAUGUUUGUCUCCUCAUGGAAGUUUUUACCCACGUAAAUGAAGACAAAGGCAAGGAGACCUUGGGCAUGGUGUAUUCAUAUCUUUUGUGAAAUGUAACUAACCAAGGUAAAAGAACUAGUAAAAUCAGAAGAUGUUGAUUUCUUAUAAAAGGCAUUUUAUUAUGUGACAAGAAGUUGGCCUUAAGCUACCCCUAGGCAUCUGAAAGUGGGUCUCUUGCUUGUAGUAAAUGCCACUUUUUUUUUUAAUUUUUUUGGGAACGUAUCUUCCAAAAACAGUUUCUCUUCAGUACCCAGGAUUCAGAGAAAGACUUGACUGUCAUUUCAGGUGCCAUUUGUGAAAAGUUAGAAAGAACAGAUGGCUGAACCCUUGCACUCUCGCUUUCAAGACUUUCAUAUAUGUCUUUACUCCUUGCCUUUGGUAACAGAAGAUUUAUUUACUCCUGUGUAGGUUGUACUAAUUUUUGAAAAAGGCUUUUAUUAACAGUAUGCAGUAUCUGAUCUUUUUGUUACCAAAGCCAGUAGAUGAAACAAACCGUUCUUUGCCACACAAAAAUGUUAUUGUGCCCUGAAGCAGUACAUUACUUAAUAUAUUAAAACUAAAAUCUGUCCUUUCAUGUAUGAUGCUAGAACAAGUGUCUGAUCCUUCACUUUCAUGCUGCAGCUUCAUAGAUUUUAUGUAGGAUUGGCAUACACAGAUGGUAGGGAAGUUUUUUGACUUGAAUCGUGAGACUUCUCGGUGGUAGCCUUUAAAAAUCUCUUGAUUUUAAAAAUCUUGGAUUUGUGUGUAGUCAUAACUUCCCCCUCCCCGCCCCAAGAUUUCAAAGUCACAGAAGUUACGACACUUAGCAUGUACUGAGGAGUAGAAAUGACUGCAUUGUAAAGUUUUGUUCAUAAUAAACAUUCAUAUUAAAAUUCA
This is a messenger RNA of Struthio camelus australis, 3948 nucleotides long. NCBI's taxonomy places the organism in Eukaryota, Metazoa, Chordata, Aves, Struthioniformes, Struthionidae. The record is from RefSeq and is a predicted model, not a curated record.